GUCACUGUAGUCUAUCAGUGAAACGUCCAGUUAUCUACACCUGAUGAGAACAUAGACAAACAGAGAGGUUUAAAGGCUUCUCCUGAUUUUGUUUAGUAUUGCUGGGACAGCCCACUCAGGGUUUUGUGUUUUUUGGACUCACAUGUGAAGAAAGGCUGUAAGCCAAGCUUGUAGGAGCUCAGUGAGGCAAACACCAGAUGUUACUGGACCUGACAAGGGGAUUAUAAGAUAGCAACACAGGUAGUGUCGAAGACGUGACACAGGAAAAGACGCCAACGUGGUGGAAUUUAUGAUCCACAAACCCAAGCUGCCGGUAAAUAUUUGACAGACGGCAGCUGAGAGGAGAGAGGACUUCAGACAGAACCACGACACUGAAUGUGCCGCAGGAGCCCUAAUUUAUCCUUUUUGAGUUGUUCCACCAAACUUUUUGACUUCAGUCAUGUCAGAGGACAAAGAGCUGUCCUUCAGUGAUGCCAUCAAGAAGGCAAGCAGCUCCUUCACUCGCUUCCCCCUCAUCCCAGUAAAAGGGAUUCCCCUCAUGAACCACAUCACUAACAACUACGACGCCGUCGCAGCUUUUUGUCCUGAUCCUUCAGACCUCCUCAUCGCCACGUACCCCAAAGCAGGUACAACAUGGACCCAGGAGAUAGUGGAUCUGCUUCUUCACAAUGGAGAUGCUGAGAUCUGUAAAAGAGCCCCCAUACCGGUACGGAGUCCUUUUCUGGAGAUCUGCUCCCCACCACCCAUCCCUUCAGGUCUUGAUCUCCUGAAGAAGACAGACCCCCCAAGGAUUAUUAAGACACAUCUACCAUUUCAACUAGUUCCCACAGGGUUUUGGGAAAACAAGUGCAAAGUGAUCUAUGUGGCACGCAAUGCUAAGGACAACCUGGUGAGCUACUUCCACUUUGAUCAGAUGAACCUGACCCAGCCUGAUCCUGGACCAUGGGAGGGCUACAUUCACAAGUUCAUGCGUGGAGAAUUGGCAUGGGGCUCUUGGUAUGAUCAUGUCAAAGGUUAUUGGAAGGAACAAGAAAAGAGGAACAUCCUUUACCUCUUCUAUGAGGACAUGAAAGCGAACCCUCGGCGUGAAGUGGAGCGCAUCAUGAGGUACCUGGACUUGUCCCUCUCUGAUGAUGUCAUCAGCCGCAUUGUAGAGCUGACGUCCUUCAAGAAAAUGAAAGAAAACCCGAUGGCCAACUACACUUUCAUUCCCCAUCCAGUUUUUGACCAGUCCAUCUCUGCCUUCAUGAGAAAAGGAGAAGUUGGUGAUUGGAAGAACUAUUUUACGCCAGAGCAGUCUGCAGAGUUUGAUGAGGAUUAUGAGAAGAAAAUGAAGAACGUCAACAUACCAUUCAGAACACAGUUGUAAAUCGUCUAGCUGGAGUUACUUCCCAAUAUUUACUACAACUUACUACAACGUAAAGUCCCAAUAGAACCAAAUAAUGUUUAAAUAUUCAGGGUAUGAGACUGUUUGUUUAGUGGCGUGUAGACGCUAGUCUAUUGCUAGUCUAUAAGUGCUAGCUCAACAUGCUAUGGUUUGCGGUCGUGAAGGGUCAGCUUCUUUCGGUUUGAUAUAGCGGCAGACAACCGCCCGGCAGACAACCGCCCGGCACCCAAGUUGAUAUGUGCAUUACCGCCACCUUCCGGAUUUGGAAUCUAGUACAGUAGUUUGACAGGUUGCAAAGGCUUCUUGCUAUUAAGGGAAUUAAAGAAACAACAUCUUAUAAAGAAUAUUCAGCCAUCCAUCCAUUUUGUAUGCCGCUUGUCCCCACUGGGGUCGCAGAGGUAUGCUGGAGCCUACUUUAAAGAAUAUUUACCAGAAAACCCUGUCAUGUAUGUAUUGAUUUGUAAUGUAUGUAUUUUAAUAAUUAUAUAAAUGACUUCUAUGCACAAUACAAUAAAUGUAAUCACUUUACUAGUGGACUCACAUACAUGAGCAAUUAAGAAUUUGUGGCCUGCAAAUUUGAGGAUUAUUGGUCAAAACCAAUAAUAGGCCACAAGGAGAACAUCAGUGUCAAGUUAGCAGGAGGAGUUUGGGGUUUGGAGGGCGAGUGAACCAUGUGAAAAGAAGGAAUUUAUUGAAAAUGUUGCUUUUACUUUUAUUAUUUUCUGCUGUGUCUGCCAGUGUUUCUGCCUUAACAAGUGCAGUGUUUAGUAUAAACAAUGCUUAAUUUGGGAAAUU
Molecule: messenger RNA, 2182 nt
Organism: Dunckerocampus dactyliophorus (ringed pipefish)
Lineage: Eukaryota; Metazoa; Chordata; Actinopteri; Syngnathiformes; Syngnathidae
Product: sulfotransferase 1B1-like
Exons: 7
Coding region: 440-1369 (309 amino acids)
Biological process (GO): sulfation
Cellular component (GO): cytoplasm
Molecular function (GO): sulfotransferase activity
Source: RefSeq, a predicted model, not a curated record